Staurois parvus is the source of this 453-nucleotide messenger RNA. The record is from the annotation of a GenBank genome assembly. Lineage: Eukaryota; Metazoa; Chordata; Amphibia; Anura; Ranidae.
AGAAGAUGUCAGCUCGGUCAUGUGAUCAGCUGUGUCCAAUCACAGCUGAUCACAUGUCACUGAUGACCAGUGUGCCCUGAUGAUCAGUGUUGCCCCAGGAGUGCCACCUGCCAUGUGUCCAUCAGUGCCUCAUCAAUGCCACAUAUCAGUGCCUACCAGUGCACAUCAAUGCCACAUAUCAGUGCCUACCAGUGAACAUCAAUGCCACAUAUCAGUGCCCAUCUGAGCUGCCUUUCAGUGUCACCUAUCAGUGCCAGUCAGUGCCACCUAUCAAUGCCAGUCAGUGCCACCUAUCAGUGCUGCCAAUCAGUGCCAGUCAGUGCUGCCUAUCAGUGCCAGUCAGUGCUGCCUAACAGUGCUAGUCAGUACCACCUAACAGUGCCAGUCAGUGCCACCAAACAGUGCCAGUCAGUGCCACCUAUCAGUGCCGCCUAUCAGUGCCAUAUAUGAGUG